Messenger RNA from Linum tenue, 996 nucleotides. The record is from the annotation of a GenBank genome assembly. NCBI's taxonomy places the organism in Eukaryota, Viridiplantae, Streptophyta, Magnoliopsida, Malpighiales, Linaceae.
CACAUGUUUCUUGAUAUCAGUCUGUGGAGUGAUAUAGCUCGGAAUCUCAAUGGUCAGGAACUGGCUGUCCUUGGUCGUUCUGGGCCAGUUAUGCUUGCUGUUUGCUCACUUCGAGUCACUGGCGCUACGAAAGGUCUGCAUGUACCUUACCGCCGCACUAUUCUCCCUUUCAUUUCCCUUCCUCUUUUCCUUAUUACCUUUACCCCUCUUGUAGGAGGUUACUCUCUUACCAGUACUCCAGGCACACGUUGUGUUCUCAACCCUGUUUCUGAAAUGGCUCACCUGGUCCAAUCUGUGUUCUUUGCCAGCACUAAUACAUGUCAAUAUUACCCUCCGAGGUUUGCAACUCCUAAUGAGGCAGCGGCCUUCGAAGCUGAAUGUACGAAGACUGUGUCACAACUACUUGCCUUGUGUUUUCCACCUGUUGCCGAUUCUACGCGUUACCAUUGCUCUGGUCGGAUUGUUUCGGUUGAUUCUUCUAUGCAGUGGUACUACUUGGGUUGUGCGCUUUGUUCCAAAGCAGCCAUAGAUUAUGAUGGUGUUGACAAAUGGUGUGAUGACCACCGUCGUUUGGUGCCUCAACAAACACAGAACUUUUACAAACUUCGGGUAACAGUUGAUGACAACACUGGAUCAGCAGCUUUUGUUCUGCUGGGUAGGGCCGCUGACCUUCUUGUGGGCUUGACUGCUAACGAUCUCUCUACUAGGUUUCCUUACCAACGCAAUGUUCUUCCACAAGAACUUCUGGCUCUUGAAGGGCGAGACUUUACUUUUGACGUCCAGCUUCCAAAACCGGAAUAUGGGGCUCGUGGCCCGCCAGAAUUCACGGUCCUUGCUGUCAAUGAGCAAGAACAGCCAAAUUCCUGCUCACCAACUCUUGGUCGCCGGGCAAGAAAUGCUAUGCCCCAUACACCACCUCCUAACAGUCCUCACUUGAUGCCUCUUACUUCUCCAUAUGUUGUUCCAACAAUGCAGAACGCUUCGGUAGAGCAUGGU